This is a messenger RNA of Pistacia vera, 1836 nucleotides long. RefSeq names its product ankyrin repeat-containing protein NPR4-like. The record is from RefSeq and is a predicted model, not a curated record. NCBI's taxonomy places the organism in Eukaryota, Viridiplantae, Streptophyta, Magnoliopsida, Sapindales, Anacardiaceae. The coding region runs from base 43 to 1836 and encodes 597 amino acids. Gene Ontology annotation, molecular function: protein binding. The transcript is spliced from 6 exons.
AACUUAUCUAACAAUAUAAAGUUCAUUGUAGGUUUACAAAAAAUGCCGACUAUUGAAAUCAUGAGGGAUACCUUUGCAUCCGGAAAUGGUUCAAAUGAAGAAGUUGAAAUUGUCAUUGCUUCACCUUAUGGUCAAUUGGCUGACAAGCAAACAAGAAUUAGACACUUAAAAUUGUAUCAAGCUGCACUAAGUGGUGAUUGGAGCAUGGCUGAGGGUAUUUACAAGAAACAUAAAAAUGAUAUAAGAGCGAGGAUAUCAAAGGAAGGGGACACUGCUCUCCAUAUUGCAGCUGCAGCAGAGCAAACUGAUUUUUUGAAAAACCUGGUGGAUAAUAUAAAUAAAGAGGAUUUAGCUACUACAAAUAAUGCAGGCAAUACAGCUUUUUGUCUUGCUGCUGUGUCUGGAAAUGUGGAACUUGCUCAAGUGAUGAUGAAUAAGAUGAAAAAAGAGGAUUUAACUACAAAGAAAGGAGCUGGAAAAACAGCUUAUUGUCUCUCUGUUGAGUCCCAGAAGGUGGAACUUCCCAACAUGAUAGAGGAGAGUACAAACUUAGCUGAUGUCCUGGAAAGGAGUAGAAACUUAGCAAUGAUCCGAGGUAGAAAUGAGAUGUUACCGCUUUACAUGGCCGCAUUGUUUGGCCAUAAAGAGAUGGUACAGUUCCUUUAUGAAGCCACUGAUGACAAGUCAUUAUAUGACAACGACCGCAUUGAAUUGCUUAUCACUCUAAUAAGCAAAGGUUUGUAUGAUGUUGCACUGGAUUUGCUAGAGAAACACCCAGAGUUAGCCGUCGCUUGUGAUGGAAAUGAGGAGACAGCAUUGCUUGCCUUGGCUCGAACGCCUAUUGCCUCUCAAAUUCAGCAAGGAUUUUGGAAACAAUGUGUAAAUUUGUUUUCAGAACUAGGAAACAUUCAGUUUCUAACUAUACUAAUACGUGAAUAUCCUGAUUUGAUACUGGAAGUUGAUGAAAAUAAUUAUAGCAUAUUUCAUUUUGCUGUUAUCAAUCGUCAUAGGGACAUCUUCAAACUCAUACAUGAGAUAGGUACUUUUAAGGAUUUGAUAGUUGCUUCCAAGGAUAAAAAAGACAAUAAUAUCUUGCAUUUGGCUGGAAUGUUGGUACCACCAGAUCGGCUCAAUGUUGUAUCAGGAGCUGCUCUGCAACUGCAGCGAGAGUUGCAGUGGUUUAAGGAGGUCAGUAAAAUUAUGCAUCCAUUGGAUGCCCAGGAUAAAAACAGUGAAGGGAAAACUCCUAGAGCCUUGUUUACUAAGGAGCAUGGAGGAUUAAAGGAAAAGGGAGAGAAAUGGGUGAAGGACACUGCAAACUAUUGCAUGAUUGUGGCAACUCUUAUUGCCACUCUGGUUUUUGCAGCAGCUUUCACUGUCCCAGGUGGCACCAAAGACGAGACAGGGACUCCUCAUUUUGUUCAAAAAACUUCCUUCAAAAUUUUUGUUUUAUCAGAUGCAGUUUCGCUAGUAUCUUCUGCAUGCUCCAUCUUAACCUUUUUAUCCAUUCUAACUUCCCGGUAUGCAGAAGAAGAUUUCCUCUCACAGUUACCAAAAAAGCUGGUUGCUGGACUUGCAACACUUUUAUUAUCAAUAGCAGCAAUGAUGGUAGUGUUUUGUGCAACUAUUUUUAUUGUUUUCAAAGAUGGAGUGCUGUGGGUUCCUAUUCUUGUUACUGUAAUCGCUUCUAUACCAGUCCUUUUGUUCACUAAGCAACAAUGGCGUCUCCUUUUUGAUGUGGUGCGUUCUACAUAUGUAAGUAGCUCUCUUUUCCAGCCACGCAAACGUACCCUUUUCUGCCAAGGGAAAGCAAUGGAGCCAAAGAAGAGGAAGUAA